GUGUAAUUAUUGUUUUUUCGUACUGCAACCUGUGGGUAGAAAAAAAAGAAAACAACUUCAUGCAGGUUUCGCGCAUAAUGAAGAGCUCGGUAUUAAAUUUGUGUUUAUCGUGUUUAAACGCAGGCCUAUACGUAUUUACACGAGUGUUUCUAAUAAUAUUAAGUGCAAGUGUGUAUCAAGGAUUUGUUCUGGCUGAAGUUUUGUUAAAUAAUUCAAAUGUGUGGUAUCCCAAAUGGCUGUCGGAUUUAUUGGAAAACAUACACGUUGUUUUGUCCAAAAUAACUGCUUUCUCGCUGAGAAGGAUCACGGUGAAGGUCGUCAUGUUGAACGGAUUCGUGCGUUGGAUCCUGGGAUUCCUGGUAUCCCUGCUGGCGAUUAUAGUGUGGCCUGUCACUUAUUUGUUAAACAUCAAACGGAACCGAAAAUGUCCGCCGCCUGUAAAUCCAAUACUAUUCAAAUCCGCCACCACAUUGGCCAUGAUGAUCAGGAAUAGACAGAUCACCUCCGAAGAACUAGUGGAAGCUUACAUAGAACGAUGUAAAGAAGUAAACCCUUAUUUGAACGCCGUAGUUGAACCCCGGUAUGACAUGGCACUGAAGGAAGCGCGAUGUAUUGACAAAAUGAUUGCUUCAAACGACCGGACACCAGACGAUCUUGCCAAAGAAUAUCCUCUACUGGGUCUACCGAUGACUGUUAAAGAAAGUAUAGCGCUAGAAGGAAUGAGCAAUGACUGCGGAACAGUGUUCCCGUACAGAAAUCCCGCUAAAAAGGACGCGGAUAUAGUUCGCUUGGCGAGGGCGGCUGGUGCCAUACCCAUCGCUGUCACCAAUACCCCACAGCUGUGCAUGAACUGGGAGACAUACAACAACGUCACCGGGUUGACUAUGAACCCGUAUGACCAGAAACGAACUACCGGUGGAUCUUCUGGAGGAGAGUCAGCGUUAAUUGCGUCAGCAGCCUCCCUGAUGGGGGUAGGAUCAGAUAUAGCAGGAUCGUUGCGACUGCCGCCGAUGUUCAAUGGAAUCUUCGGACACAAACCCACACCAAGGUUACUUUCUAUUCAAGGUCACACACCAGAUUGCUUAGAUUCAGAGUUUGAGGAAUACUUUGCCCUUGGUCCCAUCACGAGAUACGCAGAAGACUUAACAUUGCUUUUAAAAGUUCUGAGGCAACCGAAUGGGCCUGACGUACCUUUAGACAAACCCGUAGACCUGACGCGGCUCAAGUUCUAUUACAUGGAAGGUGACAACAGUCAUGUAACUAAUAAAAUUGGAUCAGAUGUAAGAAAAGCACUAGAAAAAGCCAAAGCCUAUAUAAAAUCAACAUACAAUACAGACGUUAAAGAGCUGAAAAUACCCAACGUAGAACACAUGUGGGAGAUAAGUGUGAGAGUUCUCUUCAACAUUCCACACGUGCAAAACAUUUACACGGACCCACAGAAACGCGACCAGUGGGUGUCCGUGUGGCCCGAUGUUCUAAAGAAAAUGGCCGGCCUAUCGAAUCAUUCGUUAACGAGUGUCGCCUAUGGCCCAGUGAAAAAGUUUUUCGACGCUUUACCAAAAAGCUAUUACAAGAAUUUGCUGAGGGUUUUCGAAGAGAUCAAAUCAGAUUUCGAUGAAGCUUUAGCCGACGAUGCAGUAUUAUUAUUCCCUACGUUCCCAUAUCCAGCGCAUCUACACUAUAGAAUAUUUUACAAGUUCCUUGAUUGUGGGUACUUGACAAUUUUCAAUGCGCUGGGACUACCUUCAACCGCCUGCCCGCUGGGGCUUACAGAAAAAGGCUUGCCUGUGGGAAUACAAAUUGUUGCAAACAAAUGCAACGAUCACUUAACAAUAGCCGUAGCUAAAGAAUUUGAAAGAGCUUUUGGAGGGUGGUCACCGCCGAACAAAGAACUUUUAAACUGUAUAAAGACUGCGUAAUGAUAAAGAUAGAGUUAAGCACUGAACUAAGAACAUACAAAACCCUCAUUGCAUGAACUGCAUUAUGUCCAAAAACUGCGAAAACGCCCCGCGCAUGUCUUACAUCGCACCCGCGUAUUGUUGCUAGCUCACAAACUUUUCCAUUUUCCUCAUUUUAUGUUAAACGUUUAAAACUUUAGCGUUAAAAUAAUUACUGUCAACUGCUAAAUGGAAAGUAACUAAC
Messenger RNA from Pararge aegeria (speckled wood butterfly), 2142 nucleotides. RefSeq names its product fatty-acid amide hydrolase 2-B-like. Bases 60 to 1919 code for a protein of 619 amino acids. The transcript is spliced from 9 exons. Lineage: Eukaryota; Metazoa; Arthropoda; Insecta; Lepidoptera; Nymphalidae. The record is from RefSeq and is a predicted model, not a curated record.